Molecule: messenger RNA, 2816 nt
Organism: Pimephales promelas (fathead minnow)
Lineage: Eukaryota; Metazoa; Chordata; Actinopteri; Cypriniformes; Leuciscidae
Gene: nucleolin
Product: nucleolin multifunctional protein
Molecular function (GO): mRNA binding
Source: RefSeq, a predicted model, not a curated record
UGGGCGGAGUUCGCGGGACGUACUAAAAGCAAAUCCGCUCGCGCUCCUCUGUCCUGUAGAGAGAAGAACCACGUGUGACUGAACGCUUUCAACCUGCGCCACUCUCACAGCUAAACCAGCUUUACAGCACAAACAGCAUUCAGUCAUGGUCAAGCUCGCUAAGGCAGCGAAGAAAGAAGCGCCACUGAAGAAAAAGGCACCUCCACCUCCCAAAGAUGUGGAAGAGGAAUCCAGCGAGGAGGAGGACAGCGACGAUGAGGAAGAGCAGGCUCCACCAGUCAAAGCUGCAGCAAAGAAAAACGCAGCUCCGGUAAAGGCGGUGAAGAACGGCAAAGCUGCGGCCAAACAGGAGAGCGAGGAUGACGACGAUGAUGAUGAUGACGACGACUCUGAAGAGGAAGCUCCUCCCCCCCCAAAGAAGGCCACCCCUGCUAAGGCCACCCCUGCUAAAGCGACCCCGGCUAAGAAAGCAGCUCCCGCUGAGGAGUCUAGUGACGAGGAUGAUGAUGAAGAGUCAGAGGAAGAGGCCCCCCCACCCAAGAAAGCUGCACCCGCCAAAGCCACGCCGGCCAAGAAAGCGGCUCCUGCGGCCAAAGCGGCUCCUGCCGAGGAGUCCGAUGAUGAAGACGACGACGAUGAUGAAUCUGAAGAGGAAGAAACUCCGCCUCCUAAAAAAGCGGCUAAACCCGCAGCGAAAGCUCCCGCAGCCAAAGCCAAAGCCCCUGCACCCAAGGAGGAAUCCGAUGAUGACGACGAUGAAGAUGAUGAUUCAGAAGAGGAGGAAAUGGACACAACUCCUGCGCCCAAGGCCAAAAAGGCAGGAAUGGUGAAAGCAAAGGAGGAAUCUGAAGAUGACGACGAUGAUGAUGAUGAUGAUGAAGACGAUGAUGAUGAGGAAGAAGAACCCCCAGUCACUCCAGGGAAGAGGAAAGCGGAGGCUAAAAAAGAUAAGGCGACACCACCUGCUAAGAAAGCUAAAACUGAUGGCGAAGGUUUCAGUCUCUAUUUGGGCAACUUGAACUGCAAUAAGGACUUUGACGAAAUUAAAUCUGCGAUCUCCAAGUUCUUCUCAAAGGAAGGUCUUGAAAUUCAGGAUGUGCGACUUGGUGGGACCAAGAAAUUUGGCUACGUUGACUUUGCAUCUGAAGAGGAUUUGCAGAAGGCUUUGGCCCUCAACGGCAAGAAGCUGAUGGGCCAGCCGCUGAAAAUCGACCGCGCCAGGAGCAAGGAGGACUCCCAGGAAAGCAAAAAAGAGAGAGAUGCACGCACUUUAUUCGUAAAGAACCUCCCCUACUCCGUAACGCAAGACGAUCUGAAGGAACUCUUCGACCAGGCUGUUGAUAUUAGAGUACCGAUGGGCAACAACGGUUCAAGCAGAGGAAUCGCUUACGUUGAGUUCAAGACCGAGGAGAUCGCAGAGAAGAUGCUGGAGGAGGCACAAGGUGCCGAUGUUCAGGGGCGCUCCAUCACGGUAGACUUCACCGGGGAAAAGAGCCGGCAGAGCGGGAGAUCUCAAUCAACCGGUGGUGCUUCAAGCAAAGUCCUUGUCGUAAACAAUCUGGCAUUCAGCGCAAGUGAAGAUUCACUCCAGAGUGUGUUUGAGAAGGCCGUGUCCAUCAGGAUACCCCAGAACAACGGCAGGCCGAAGGGAUAUGCAUUUUUGGAGUUUGAAAAUGUGGAGGAUGCCAAGGAGGCGCUGGAGAAUUGCAACAACACAGAAAUUGAGGGCAGAAGCAUCAGAUUAGAGUUCAGUCAGAGCGACCGAGAGCGAGGAGGAAGAGGAAACUCUGGGCCUACAAAAACCCUGUUUGUCAAAGGUUUGUCAGAAGACACCACAGAUCAGUCUCUGAGAGACUCUUUUGAAGGAGCCAUUGGUGCCAGAGUCGCCAUGGACAGAGACACCGGAUCAUCAAAAGGAUUCGGCUUCGUAGACUUCGAUAGUGAAGAAGACUGCAAAUCCGCAAAAGAAGCCAUGGAUGACGGAGAGAUCGACGGCAGCAAAGUGACCCUGGACUACGCCAGGCCCAAGGGCGAGGGCGGCCGAGGCGGGGGCUUCGGCGGCAGAGGAGGGUUUGGAGGACGAGGCGGCGGACGCGGGGGUUUCGGAGGCCGAGGGGGCGGCGGUAGAGGAGGUGGAUUCAGGGGCGGACGAGGACGAGGCGGCGGAGGAGGCUUCAGAGGAGGGAGAGGAGGAGGUGGACGAGGAGGAUUUGGGGACAGGCCACAAGGAAAGAAGAUUAAGUUUGAUGAUUAAGUCUGUAAUUGAAUGAACUGUUUUCAUUGCUUAAAUCCACUUUUGUCAGAGCAUUUCUAGGACAUUCCAGAAAGCGUCAGUAACUGUACAGUGACCCCCGACCCCACGCUCCCCAUGAACUGAGUUCUGAGAGGUCCCAACCAUCCGAGUAAAAAUGAAAUGUGAAUGUUGUAAUUAUGCUCUGCUGGUUUAGGUACAUGUUGUACAUGCUACGGUUUGUUUUGUUUCUUUUGUUAGUGUGUUUUCCAUUUCUCCCUCAAUUUUUAUUUAAUUUCAUCAACUUUUUUUUUAGUUGCCUUUUAGGUGCAAGUUUAAUGUGCAGUACCUUUUUAAUGUGCAAAGCAUAUUGUAACGUAUACAUGGAUUGACACCUAUUUAGUAGUAAUUAGAGAUAAAUCUAUAUGAGAGUUUUGAAUGUUGAGGUUGGACAACAGCUCUGUGAGGAUAAUGUCAAAUUUAUACAUCCAUUAAAUUUGGCUUUUGUGACUUGAGGUUUUCUUUUUCCAGUUCAGAUUUUUCAUAAUGUAAAGAACCAUUUUGAUUAAAUAUGGUUUUUAAACUG